CGCUACACGGUUAAGAACAGCUACCCCAUGCCUCGUUUCGGCGAAUUGUUCGACCGCCUCACAGCCAACCGCUUCUUUACGAAGACUGAUCUUUGUAGCGGUUACCAUCAGAUCCGCGUCGCUGCAGCGGACCAACCGAAGACAGUGUUCCGAUCACGCUUCGGCCAGUACGAGUUUACGGUGAUGCCAUUCGGCCUCACCAACGCACCCGCUACCUUCGAGAGGGCGAUGAACAACAUUUACAGGGACAUCCUGGAGCAGUACGUUCUCGUCUACUUCGACGAUAUCCUGAUCUACAGUCGUACCCUUAAGGAGCAUCUCAAACACCUCCGCGACGUCCUUGACCGUUGGUGCAGACAUGGCUUCUACGCCAAGCUGAGCAAGUGUCGCUUUGCCGAGCACAAAGUGGAUUUCUUAGGACACUACGUGUCUGACCAGGGUCUCCACAUGGACGAAGCGAAGAUCACUGCUAUUGCGGAGUGGCCCAUCCAACUCGUUGCCAUCUCAGUCACCACCGUCCACCACUCAGUGCUCGACGAGUUUCACACUCAGUACCGCCACUGCCUCAAUUAUCGCGUCAUCCAUGCCACCCUUCGGAGUGGCAAGACCGUCCCGAAUUACUCUCUCGGGGACAACGGUCUUGUGUACUGGCACGGUUCACAGGGCACCAAAGUGCCCCGUAUUUGCGUUCCCUCCACUGGACAACUACGUGUCUGGGCAGUAGCAGAGUUCCAUGACCAGGCAGCCGCCGGUCAUAUGGGCUUCCACAAGACGUUGGCUCGUGUGAGCCGCCUGUACGUCUGGUCGAAAUGCAAGGACUUUGUGAAGGACUACAUCGCAGAGUGUCCCACCUGUCAGGAGGUGAAUAGUGUGAACCACCUGCCUUAUGGUUUGCUCCAGCCUCUUCCUAUCCCUGAGGGUCGUUGGCAAUCCAUAUCGAUGGACUUUAUCAGUCCUCUUCGUCCUCUGACCCCCCGCGGUCAUGAUGCUAUCCUGGUUGUCGUCGACCACUUCACGAAGCGCGCACACUUUGUUCCGUCCCGCUAUGCCAUCAGUGCACGUGAGGUCGCCGACAUCAUGUUUGACCGAGUCGUGUGUGACCACGGCUUACCUUUGAGCAUCAUAUCUGACCGUAAACCCCGCUUUACCAGCCGAUUCUGGCGACGGUUGCACGAGGUUUACGGCACCCAGCUCCGCUUCUCCUCGUCUUACCAUCCUCAAACUGAUGGUCAGACCGAGGUCACGAACAGGACUCUCGAAGAUAUUCUCCGAAAGAUUGUUUGUGACGACCAGCAGUGGGAUCUCCAUCUUGCCCAGGCGGAGAUAGCCUAUAACCACGCCGUCUCACCAGCCACGGGGAUGUCGCCUUACUAUUGCGACCUCAACUAUCACCCUCGUGUUCCCGCGGACUUCCUUCGACCACCACAGAUGCACCCCAACACGAGUUGUCCCGCGCUGGAUGAUUGGGUUGCGCACAUGACGUCGAUCAUGAAGACCGCGCAUGAGCACAUAGUCGCUUCCCAGACUCACAUGGCAGCACGUGCGAACCGAUCGAGGAUGUAUCAUUCAUUCAAAGUCGGUGAUGAUGUGCUUAUCGACGCCCGCGACUUACAGCUCGAAGCGGACACGCUUCGCAAGUUUCAGUGUCGCUUCUUUGGCCCAUGCCGCAUUCUCCAGACCGUCGAUUCUCAUACGGCUUCUAGCCCGGUCAGCUUCCGUGUGAAGCUGCUCGAAUACCUACGCCAGGCUCGUGUGCACGAUGUCUACCACGUCUCGUUACUGCGUCCCUACCGCAGACCGUCUGAGCGUUUCGUUGGACGACCAUACGAGCGCCCUCCACCCAUCAUGGUGGACGGCCACGAGGAGUUCCUCGUUUCAGACAUCAUUGGUCGCYGAGUCACCGAYGACAACCCUCCCCAYGUCGAGUAUCUCGURCGUUGGAAGGGUUACCCUGAUGAGGAGGCUACYUGGGAGCCCCUCGAGCACYUGCAGCAYGCUCGCAUGUUGGUGCGUGCCUAUGACCGUGCUCGUCGUGCUGGGUUCACUGCUCCUCAGCCCACUGACCCUCCUCCUUCUCCUCCGGCUGAGGAGACCGCUGAAGUUGAGCCUGCUCCAUCUGAGGCAGACCUUCAGCGGCAGUCGGAUGCUUCUGAGCGUCCACAGCACACUCAUCGUCGUCCUGCUCAAUAUGACGAUCGACUCUGACUUUUCCACGUCUUUGACUUCUUUGUACUCCAUCCACUCCAGUUUUGCCACUUUAG
Messenger RNA from Chara braunii, 2261 nucleotides. The record is from the annotation of a GenBank genome assembly. NCBI's taxonomy places the organism in Eukaryota, Viridiplantae, Streptophyta, Charophyceae, Charales, Characeae.